This is a messenger RNA of Aureobasidium musti, 1107 nucleotides long. NCBI's taxonomy places the organism in Eukaryota, Fungi, Ascomycota, Dothideomycetes, Dothideales, Saccotheciaceae. The record is from the annotation of a GenBank genome assembly.
GGAACAGCAACAAUGGUCUCACCGGAUGUUGCAAAGUACAAUCUACAUCCUAUUGCGAUCAUCGUACUGCCAAUCCCACUGGUUAUCUUGUCGAGUAUUGCGAUCUCACUACGGUUAUGGGUUCGAUGCUGCCUUGUUCGAUCUUUUGGUCGUGACGAUGUUUUCUUGAUACUCGCUCAUAUUCUCUGCAGNAUAUGUUUUCUCGCUGCUUGUGGGAUAUUCAUGGCAAUUGGUGUAACAGAGUACGAUCAAGGACUCGAGCCCAUCAUUAAGCUCGCAGGAGCAGAAGCACUGAUUGAAACAACAUCUUUACAGCUCAGUGUUCUCGGCAUCGCAACCUACCUCAUCAACCAAUGCUUNUUCAAGCUCUCCAUGGCUUUCUUCUUCCUCCGCAUCUGUGAUCGCCCCGUCCAUCGCUGGAUCAUAAUUUCCAGUGUCAGCAUCUUCAUCAUCUUCAACCUGGCCCUUCUCAGCAUCUCACUAGGUCAAUGCGGCAACAUAGCAACCAUCGAUAUGAAUAACCCACACUGUCUAUCUUGGUCUAUCCUAGGUCCUCUGAACUACUUCAUCGCAGCCCUAAACGCAACAGUAGAUUGGAUAUUCGCCAUCUUGGCUAUUUACAUCGUCUCUGGAUUAAACCUCUCUCCUCACUCUAAAGUUUCUGUGUACUUUAUUAUCUUGCUGGCUUCCUUGGGGAGUAUAGUGAGUGUAGUUCGCAUACCAUAUAUCGACGGUUUACGUCUCAACGCCUCCUACUACUCGCGCAAAAACGACGUUAUAGCCUAUACCUCACUCAUCGAAUCCGCUAUUGGUAUAAUCGUGGCUUCCAUGUCAGUAAUGCGACCACUAGCCGCUCGCCUAGCACAAAAAGCCAAAGUUGCAUUGUCGAGUGGGAGGACAAGUCGAUCCAGCCAAAGAAAACAAACACCACAGAAAAUAGAGUUGCCGAAUAUGGAGAGCAAGGGCGUGGAAGUGAAGUUAUAUCAAGCAUUGCCGGAUCCUACGCCUACGUAUUUGGAAGUGGACUCGGCGACUGGGAUGGAGAUGGAUUAUUUGAGUGUUAAGGAUGGGUUGGCGAGGAUGCAGCAGAAGGAGUGGAGGACUUGA